Messenger RNA from Hyaloscypha bicolor E, 1285 nucleotides. RefSeq names its product glycoside hydrolase family 64 protein. The transcript has a single exon. The coding region runs from base 1 to 1056 and encodes 351 amino acids. Lineage: Eukaryota; Fungi; Ascomycota; Leotiomycetes; Helotiales; Hyaloscyphaceae. The record is from RefSeq and is a predicted model, not a curated record.
AUGGCUCCUACACUGGAUAUCGAGAUCCAAAAUCGGACGCAGUCCAACCAGGUCAUUGCCUAUGUCACGGGCCGGGCACUCGAACACGGCAACCACGUUUGCUUCAUCCAAGCCGACGGGAAGACGCCAUACUUCCCCGAAUCUCCAUCACAGAUCUGUUCUCCAGUUCCCAAAGACUGUGCGAUCAAGCUGGGUGCGCCUGGGACAUCAACCACAGUCACCAUCCCUCAACUUGCCGGAGGACGGAUAUGGUUCUCAAUCGACAAGGAAUUGACAUUCUUCCUCAAUCCAGGUCCUGCAAUUGUCGAACCAUCUAUUAGCAACGCAUCUGAUCCAAAUAUCAACGUCCUCUGGGACUUCUGCGAGUUCACAUUUGCGAACAACCAGAUCUACGCGAACAUCAGCUACGUCGAUUUUGUCAGCUUGUCAGUUGCCUUGACUCUCAUCCCACAAGAUGGCACUCCCCAGAAAGUCCUCGGUCUCAGAGCUAACGGAUUCGCUCAUAUUUGUACCGGAUUAGAGGACCAAAGUCUUAUAGAUGCUAAUAAUUGGCACAAGCUGGUUUUCGAAUCAAAUAGGGAAAAGCUGCGCUGUUUAAGUCCCAAUAACGCCAUUGUGAUAAGUGGUGGAAAUCUGUUUAAGGGUUACUAUGACCCUUACGUGUACGAAGUAUGGGGGAAGUACAACAGAACUCACCUGGAGGUAGACACACAAGCACAAUGGUCGAAACUUAUGGCCAAAGUUGCCAGUAACAAGCUUGAAUUCCCUGACAUUGGAAGUUUCGCCAAGCCACCGACGCAAGAUAUCUUCAGCUGCAGUACAGGCCCGUUCGUCAGCAAUGUUGGAGCAUUGGGUCCAUUGACCGCUCGAAUCAGUGCUGCCUUGAAUCGGCCAACGCUCCACAAUGAGUAUGUCCAUCCCAAUGAUGAGAAAGUUUCAGAUUAUUACAAACACCCAAUCACGAAUCACUAUGCUCGGUUAGUUCAUGAAGCGAAUCUUGAUGGGAGGGGGUACGCAUUUCCGUAUGAUGAUGUAUCGGGGGGGGAAGGAUGUUGAUCAAUCUGGCUUUGUGAAUGGGAACCCCAAAGCAUUUAUUGUGGCAAUAGGAUGAGCCCACUCACCUGAGUUCUAGUGACGGAAGAGAGCAGAAUUUUCUACUGGCCUCGGGCUACUCUGCCACACCUCCAUAUACGGAGGAGACCAAGUGAUUAUACUCCCCAAAUUCGAUUUCAUACAGUUUCUGAAAGUGAUUGAGCGGUUCAAGAUUUAUGAACCCUUCUUUGUC